Molecule: messenger RNA, 597 nt
Organism: Brugia malayi
Lineage: Eukaryota; Metazoa; Nematoda; Chromadorea; Rhabditida; Onchocercidae
Exons: 5
Coding region: 1-597 (198 amino acids)
Source: RefSeq, a predicted model, not a curated record
AUGGAUGAAGCAAGUGCAGAAAGUAGUGUUGAAUUUUUGGAAGAAGAAGUACCAAUGAAAUCGGAGAAUAAACAAACACAUAAAAAAAGAACAAAAAAUAAUUUAAAAUUGAAAUCACAUCGUGGCAAACAAAUUAGAAAGUCAAAUAGCACUGAAAUUGAUAAGCGAAUGAUAUCAGCUAGAAAUGGCAGUGAUAGUCGAAGUACAAUGCGAUCAUCUUCUGAUACAUCUGUUCAUUAUGCAAAAAUGAAUGCAAAAAAAAAAUUGAAACGUAAAACAAAAAAGAAAAAAACGAAAGCAUCGAGCACUUUGGAACAUGAAUUGCCUUCUCAACAGCCUCCUUCAUUAAAAGAAAAUGAAAUGAGCGAUGAAAGAUGGAAUGAAACUUAUCAAAUUUUUGGAAAGCCUAAAAAUGGACGAAAGAAUAAAAAACAAUUAUCAAUGGAACAAUUCGGCACUGAUCAACCUGUAUCGAAACAAUAUCGUGGCGUAAGAUCAAUGGUUGAACCAAUAGGUUGUCAAAAAAUUGUAAUGAAAGGAUGGAAGCCUCAUUAUAAAGUGAAAAAGAUAUGGUUGCAAGAUCUUUCCAAAGAAUGA